GAGUGCAUCAUUGAUGAAGACUGUGAAACAGGGAAAUACUGCCAGUUCUCCACCUUCGAGUACAAAUGUCAGCUCUGCAAAACCCAGCAUACACACUGCUCACGGGAUGUUGAAUGCUGUGGAGACCAGCUUUGUGUCUGGGGUGAGUGCAGGAAAUCCAUUUCUAAAGGAGAGAAUGGCACCAUUUGUGAGAACCAACAUGACUGCAACCCUGGAACAUGCUGUGCUUUUCAAAAAGAUCUGCUGUUUCCUGUGUGCACUCCAUUACCUGAAGAAGGUGAGCCCUGCCACGAUCCUUCAAACAGACUUCUCAACCUGAUCACCUGGGAACUGGAGCCUGAUGGAGUACUUGAGCAGUGCCCAUGUGCAAGUGGCUUGAGCUGCCAACCUCAGAGCAGUCACAGUGCUACAUCUGUGUGUGAACACUCUGCCAAUGAAACCAGGGAUAAUGAAAAAGAAGAGCCCUUAAUCAUGGAUGAGAUGCCAUUCCUCAGCUUGAUACCCAGAGAGAGUCUUUCCGAUUAUGAAGAAAGCAGCAUCAUUCAGGAAGUGCGUAAAGAAUUAGAAAGCCUGGAGGACGAAGCAGGUUUGAAGCCUGAGCCUGACUCAGCUCGUGACCUGUUUCUGGGAGAUGAAAUUUGAAAGUCCAAACACCAGUUUAGUUAGUUUAGUAAUUUCUAGAGAUUUUUGUCUAGUGUCUUGCUUAUAUAAACCCUAAACAGAUACCAUUGGAUAGAAGUGCAAUAAACAAUGUCUUCAGUGAGCAUC
Nestor notabilis (Kea) is the source of this 768-nucleotide messenger RNA. RefSeq names its product dickkopf WNT signaling pathway inhibitor 3 (gene DKK3). The annotation marks the transcript as partial. The record is from RefSeq and is a predicted model, not a curated record. Gene Ontology annotation, biological process: multicellular organism development; negative regulation of canonical Wnt signaling pathway. Gene Ontology annotation, cellular component: extracellular region. Gene Ontology annotation, molecular function: co-receptor binding; receptor antagonist activity. NCBI's taxonomy places the organism in Eukaryota, Metazoa, Chordata, Aves, Psittaciformes, Psittacidae. The transcript is spliced from 4 exons.